GCAGAGGUCUGAACGCUCCAUUAUCAUCUCGUCUCGUGGUUGUGACAGAAGAGACAACAAAAAUAUUUAUGUUGCAAACGUUGUAAAUUUGAAUUAUUUUUAGAAUGGAGCUGUUACCACUUCUAGAAGGAGCAAAAUUUAUUAUUAUAGACGAAGGUUUUGAGGUGCCUUUUGCCGAAACUUUAAUUACAGGAUGGUUAAAAAUGUGGGAAAAGCGAAAACCUGACUGUAAAAUUAAUAUAAUUUCAUUUUCAAAUCCAAAAUAUCUCUAUGUUCAGCAUUUUAAUUCAUUAACAGUGAACAAUGUAAAUGUAAUUGAUUUUUAUUCUACAACAUCGCAGGAUGAAACAGAUUCUUUUACGGAAAAGCUAAAUGAAUAUUUUGAAACUGAUAUAAUAUUUGAUACAGUUAUUAUAAACUGUUUGAGUACUCUCAGUUUAUCUGUUGGACUUGAAAAAGCAGUGUUGUUUAUUGAAAAAAUGAAAGAAAAAUCAAAACAAGUAAUUGGCAUUUAUCGCAGAGAUUUUGGUAAAGUUAAUUUACCAAAUAUAGAAACUAUGGUAACAACUUAUGUGAAAUUAGAUGGACACUUGAAAGCAACUCAGAUUAAUGAUUUUAUUUAUGAGGGAAAUUAUACGCACAGAAAACUCGGUGGAAGUGUCAUACGUCAAACUGAAUUAGUAACUCAAAAUGUUAAGACAUAUGAAAUAAAAUCGACUAAAAUUUUAAAAGAUUCAGUGGAAAAAUUAAGGAAAACUGCACCAGAAAAGCCGAAAGAAGUAAAAGCAUCUUUUCGAAUAGAAAUGAAUGAUCAGGAAAUGUCGCAGAAAAAUGAUACUCCCUUACCUUAUAUAGAGGUGAAAAAUCAAAAUAAAUCAACUAUUUUCUAUCAGCUUGAAGACUUUGAUGAUGAUGAGGGUGACGAUCUUGAUGAUGAUUUAGAAAUUUAAAAGUAUUCAACAAAAUGAAUAUAUAUAUUUUUUUAAUUUGUUACAUUCGUCUAUUAGAAAAAUAAAUUAAUGAUAAUGGAAUUAGCCCUAACGCAAUAAAACAAUUAAAUCAAAUGUAA
Leptopilina heterotoma is the source of this 1069-nucleotide messenger RNA. RefSeq lists its product as uncharacterized. NCBI's taxonomy places the organism in Eukaryota, Metazoa, Arthropoda, Insecta, Hymenoptera, Figitidae. Gene Ontology annotation, biological process: tRNA wobble uridine modification. The transcript has 3 exons. Gene Ontology annotation, cellular component: cytosol; nucleus; elongator holoenzyme complex. Bases 105 to 950 code for a protein of 281 amino acids. The record is from RefSeq and is a predicted model, not a curated record. Gene Ontology annotation, molecular function: tRNA binding.